CAUUGUUUUUUUUAAUUCAAUUUAAGUGUAAUAAAUGUUAAAUCUCUGUUUAUUAUUUAUGAGUAUUAAUUAACUAAAAUAAUAUAAACUGUUAACAGUUUGUAUCGUUUUCGUGAUGAAAAUCACUCAGGUGCUGUACAAACAAAACAUCGGUCGUCUCAUUAAAUGGCAAUGGCGUGUUCAGCGCAAGAAGACGUUAAUUGAAACAAAUGCCGAAAAAGUUCUUACAUCUCGUAAUAUACCUAUCAUUGAUGCAAAGCAGUUUUUACACGAGCCGUUAUUUGAAGCUCAAAAACAAGAUGUCCAAGAAAUAUUUAACAAUAUUGUUGGACCCGUGAAAUUGGAACCCAAACUAAACAAUACACAUCCACAAUGGAAUGAUGAUCCAUGUCUUGUGUAUGGUGACCAUAACGUGUUGGUUCAUGGACUGGAACAAGCUAAAGUUUUUACCAAUGCUAUAGAACCUGAACCUGGGUUACCGAAGUACUUUAAAGAGCUUUAUGAAGCAUAUAGAUUACCUAAUCAAGAUGAACACAUCCAACGAAUCAUCAUAGCAUCAAUUUUAUAUGAUGCUGUCCAAGAGAAAUUACCGAUUAGAAAAGAUCCAAAAAGACCGGCCUGGAAAUUUCCUAGGGAUUAUGGUAUCCCAGACAAAAGACGUAAUAAUCUAAUUAUCAGUAGGAUGUUACAAUUAUGUGAAUCAAGUGUUGGAAAUAUGAGUUCCAAUAAAAUAAUUGCUAAAGAUGUUUUUUUUAAAGUGCCUUUGCAAAGAAAUGCAAAUAUAAGCCUUAAUUUAAGGGCUGAUCUGUUGCUACUAUCUGAUACUCCUUUAACUGCUCACAUGGAUGAUGCUCAAGGAGAAUUGCCAGAUUUAUUUCCAUUGGAUUACAAGAUAUCAUUAGAUGAAAUUAAUAUUUAUAAUAAAGAUGAGUUUAUUUCACCUAUUACAGGUAAAUUUAACAACAUUCAUACAGCAUUUAUACAUUUUAAUGAGACAGAGGUUAAGAAUUUGUAUGAAACUCCUGUUUUAAAUACACAAAUAAUUGCACGAUCUUUGAUGAAAUGUUAUGCUUUUGCUGUUGCCAAUGCCAAAUCUAAAUAUGGGGAAGAUGUUAAAGAGUUACCAGAACCUAUUACAUUACAAUGUAUACAUACAAAUUCGCAAUGGUUCCAUUUUUCUGUUUUCCAAUUGAAUAGUUUGGCUGGUCCUGAAGAAGAUGGAAUAAAAAAUAUUUAUUGGCAAACACCAUUGUUAAAUUUAUAUAAGAAUUGUUUGUUUGAUGAAGGUGUUCCAGUCCUUGAAGAUUACAAUCCAGAAGUAUUCAAACAUUUUUUAUCUUUUUAUAUGAAUGGUACUGAAUAUGAGAUCAAGUAGUUUGUAUUAGUUUUAUAAAUAAUUUUCAUACAAUAAAUUAACUAGUUUAUUGAAAGUA
Melanaphis sacchari is the source of this 1433-nucleotide messenger RNA. It is a transcript of the gene mRpL37, whose product is annotated as 39S ribosomal protein L37, mitochondrial. Gene Ontology annotation, molecular function: structural constituent of ribosome. The record is from RefSeq and is a predicted model, not a curated record. Lineage: Eukaryota; Metazoa; Arthropoda; Insecta; Hemiptera; Aphididae. Bases 116 to 1375 code for a protein of 419 amino acids. Gene Ontology annotation, biological process: translation. The transcript has a single exon. Gene Ontology annotation, cellular component: mitochondrion; ribosome.